Messenger RNA from Hyla sarda, 1318 nucleotides. RefSeq lists its product as uncharacterized. Bases 253 to 1215 code for a protein of 320 amino acids. The transcript is spliced from 2 exons. Lineage: Eukaryota; Metazoa; Chordata; Amphibia; Anura; Hylidae. The record is from RefSeq and is a predicted model, not a curated record. Gene Ontology annotation, cellular component: membrane.
AAAGCAAAAAAAAAACCCCAGCCUCCUGAAAACGUAACCUGAACUUCUCCUAUUACUAGAAACUUCCGUUCCAGCCCGAGGACUGUUAAGUCAUAGCAGUGAACCUCUGGGAUUGUAGGCAGAGCUGCAACGAAGGAUGAUCGGGCUUUCAAGACGAAGCUCGGAGUAGUAGGUGCUCGUACCGGGUGAGGAGUGAGGAGUGACGCUAUAGAAGAAAUAUAGUUACAAGACACAAAGUGAAGUUGGACAACCAUGGGCUUUCAAAAUGUGACAGAACUUUUCUACCCGAGUCAAACCCUUGGGAGCCCUAACAUGGACAUCGAAGACAUCAUUACUUCUCAGAAUGUCAUCUCAAGGGUCAUGCACAGCUACCUCUUUAUACUAGUUCCUCUUGGUUUACUGGCUGGUGUUUUCUGUAUUACCGUACUGAUCAGGAACAAAGUGAAGCAUCAAAUCCUGGAUAAUCUGGACAUCUACCUUCUAACAUUGCUGGUUACUGACGUUACAAUCGUCUUGUACUCCUUUACCUCAAAGACGAGACCGGACUAUCUAGAAAUUUCUAAUUUGAGCUGUGGAGUCUUAGCAGGUUUUUUCAAUGUGAGUUAUUUCUUCUCACAGUACCUGCUGAUUCUAAUCUUCCUAAUCUUACUGAUCAUGAACAAUUCCACAAUAUCUCAAAGUCAUCUGAGAUACAUCUUCCUCACUUUAGCAUUGUCAGUACUUAUGUCUGUAGUAAACGUGUCACUACUGGGAACCUAUGAUAAUCUUCAGAAUAUAACCCACUGCCAACUAGACCCAUUAAAUGCUAAACCGGCAUAUGACUUCUUCAAAUUCUUAGCUGGAUUCGGUGUCCCUUCCCUGGUUCUUCUGAUAUUCGCCAUUCCGAUCGUUAUUCAAGGCCAAAAAAUGGAAAUAUCUGAGAAGCUCCAGUUUCACAUGGUAUUUUUAGGUCAUGUUGCAGUUAUGUUUAUAUGUAGACUAUUCUACAACAUCAUGCUCAUGAGGAGGACAGGUUUAAAGAUUUCGGGGUUCUACAUCUCUCCAAGAGAGGAGCUAGUCCUGAACAUUGCAGAACUGGUGGUAUUCAGUGGAAGCUGCAUAGGACUUAUAUUCACACUUGUCCUACACAAACCAUGCCGGGAAGGUCUCAAGAAAUCUGUGCAAUUCUUAAUCAAUAAGUGCAGAAGAAAGGAAACACCGAACAGUAUAAUCUAACCAUACCUGGUGCUCGGGUGGACCCCCAACAGAAAAGCUGCCACAUACAAAGUCUAUGUUAUUAGACAAAAUAUUAUUUUGAAGGUUUUUUUUCUAGGUUAGA